Molecule: messenger RNA, 733 nt
Organism: Temnothorax curvispinosus
Lineage: Eukaryota; Metazoa; Arthropoda; Insecta; Hymenoptera; Formicidae
Product: nose resistant to fluoxetine protein 6-like
Exons: 3
Coding region: 215-706 (163 amino acids)
Source: RefSeq, a predicted model, not a curated record
AGGAUUUUCAAUUCUCAUAACAUUAAUCGGAACAAUAUAUGAUAUAUUUAUAUAUCAAAAACGUAACGUGGUAAACGUGUCUGCAGCAUAUCGGAAAAAUAAAAUUGGAGAAAUAUUAAUAUGUUUUUCCGCUUACACAAAUACAGGAAAAAUAUUUAGCACAAAGUUGGACGCCGGCACAAUACCCGUUUUUCACUAUUUAAAAGUUCUAGGCAUGUGCUUGAUAAUCAUGUUCCAUGGUGUAUAUUAUAUAUUUAAUUCUCUCGAUAAUAAAGUACAGCUGUGGAGGUUCACUGAGAAUAAUAAAAUCAUAGGUGACAUGGGAUUCCUAGCAGUUGAUAUUUUUUUUCUUUCAAGCAGAUGUUUAGGGACGUAUAUGUAUUUGAAGCCGCUUGGUUGCAAAGAAAAAUUAAUCAAAUUAAGAGAUCGCGUAUUAAAAAGAUUUUUUCGGCUGACACCGGCUUACAUGACGGUGUUAGGAAUAGCGCAAUUAAGCUCGACUUGGUUUGAUAAAACAUCGAUAGUUUACAUGUACGAAAGAUCGCACGAAACUUGUGCGAAAUAUUGGUGGAGAAAUCUUUUGUACAUACAUAAUUUCUUUGGAUGGGAUGCAAUGGUACGAACACGUUUGAUUACGAUCAAUUUGAAAUUAUACUUGAAGACGCAUAAAACUUUUAUAAAAUUUUUAUUGCAUUACAGUGCAUGAGUUGGAGUUGGUAUCUAUCCAAUGAUA